This is a messenger RNA of Metopolophium dirhodum (rose-grain aphid), 2639 nucleotides long. RefSeq names its product methylosome subunit pICln-like. The record is from RefSeq and is a predicted model, not a curated record. Gene Ontology annotation, cellular component: cytosol; spliceosomal complex. Gene Ontology annotation, biological process: mRNA cis splicing, via spliceosome. NCBI's taxonomy places the organism in Eukaryota, Metazoa, Arthropoda, Insecta, Hemiptera, Aphididae. Bases 191 to 754 code for a protein of 187 amino acids. The transcript has 2 exons.
AUGGCUAUGUAUGGAAUGUCCGCCACAUUGCCAGAUAGAACUAUAGUUGGUGACAUCACAAGAUAUUUUAUAGAUGCUAUGUAUUAUACUCCAAAAUAAUACAUUUUAUAUUGUCAAGCCGGUACCUAUCUUGUUAAUUAUAUAGUUUCCAUAUAAAAGUAAUAAUUAAUAAUAUAAACAUAGAAUAAAAAUGGAUACUCUUGCUAGUUUUAAUGAAGAAGAUGAAUCGAUUCAACACUGUGAACCCAAUGUUACAUUUAUAGUUGACGAGGCUACAUUUGGAAAAGGCUCUCUGUAUGUUGCUGAAAGUAAACUUUAUUGGAAGAAUGAUGCAACCAAUCAAAUAAUUAGUAUUGAUUACAAAUCCAUGUGUGUAUUUGGUACAUGUAAUCAUCCAGUAGUACAUGAAAAACCCUGUUUGCAAAUAAUAGUUGACUUCUCUUAUAAACCUUCUGAUAGUAUACAACCUGAAAAUGGACAAAACCUAAAUGGUGACAAUCAUAUUAAUGAAGAUGAUAAUGAUUCUGAAGAAGAUAAUGAAGAUGAGGAAGAAGGAGAAAUGAAAUCUAAAAUCAAACUUGUGCCUGACACCCCAGAAUUUUUGAAUGAAAUAUAUUUAGCAUUUACACGUGUCCAACUAUUACAUAAUACUAAUGAUUCAGACACUGAGGAAGAAGAUGGUGAUUAUUAUAAUGAAAAUGAUGAAUUUGAAGACUAUGAUGAAGAUGAUGAUGAACAAAUAUUGAGGAAUUGAAGUUUUCUAAUUAAUGUUUCAUGCAAUUAAUUAUUAUUUACAUAUAUUGCCAUAGCCCUAUUUUAUUUUAUAAUAGUCUAAUAUUUCCCAUGAAUAAUUAUCAGUUUGUUUUUAUAAUUUGUCAUUUAUUAUAACUUAUUAUUCAUCAUUUAUCUUUCUAUUAAAAUUAAUUUUAAAUAUUUCCUAAUGUUUUGUACACUUUAUGCACCUAUUUAAGAAUAUUAUAAAUGUUUAUUUGAUUAGCAUCCUAGAAACAUCAAUGGUUUUAUUUUAUACAAGUUAAAAUUUUGUUGUAUGAUUCAGUUAACACCUAAUAUGUUUUAACAAAGUUGCAUAAACAAUUUUGUUUAAAAAUCAUAUUUUUAUCUGUAAUUUUAGUUUUUAAAAAUAUAAAUAAUUUAUAGUAAAAUGAAUACUAUACUUUGUACUUACAUGAUUAAAAGAUAUUUCAUACUUUACCUAAUCUUUCUAUAUAUUAUUUUUCCAAACUUUCUUCAAACAUUGUGUUGGUAAAUGUUUAGUUAUUACUUAUUAUGGAUAUGCAUUUGCCAUUUUGAAUUAUAAAGUUAUAUUGUAGUUAAGUUCUUAUUGAAUAACAAUAUAUAACUUACCAGUCAUUCAUUUUAAAUGUAAUUAGUGGUUGAUUGUUUCAAAUAAAACAAGUAAAUUAUCACAAUAAUGAGAAAAAUGAGGAAAAUCUUUUUUGUUUUAUAGUUGGCUUAAGAAAAUACUUGAGACGAUGUCGGCGCAAUAUUUGUUUUCUCUCAGCCCACGUGCAACAUAGAUAAGACACAUUCACUUGAAAUCAUUUUUUUCUGAUUUGAGUAAUCUUGGAGUAAAAUCACCUAUUACAAAAAUUAUUGAGGAUAAUAUUUUUGAGCUUAUGAUAUUAUAUAGGUUUUAUAUUUUAUUGUUAUUUUGCCAUUUUGUAUUCGACUCAAAAUAAAAAAAAAAUUAAUUUAAAUUAUAUUUUUUAUUUAUUGUUUUGAGGCAAUAUUUAGACAAUAGGAUAAGUCAUAUCUUCAAAAAUAUUAUUUUCUAUCGUUUUUGUGGUGGGUAAUUUUACUCAAAUAGGUUUCUUAAAAACAUAAAAAACAAAGGAUUAUGCACUUUGUCAUUUUGUGCCCAGAGAGAGAAAACAAAUAGUGCGCUGACAUCCGCUUAAUGAUUAUGAUAGACUGUUAUUAUUGUGGAGAGUGAUUUAAAUUAAAUCACAAAUUGUCUGUGUUCAUUAUUAAGGAGUCAUACUUUUUGAAUGAAUUCUUGUCAUAAAAUAUAAAUAUUAAUUUGUUAUAAAUUGAAUAUAAUUUCAAGAUAUAGGAAUAAUAAAAUUAAACAAUAUACCCUAAUAAUCAUGUAUAGUAUUAAUGAUAAUACUGAUUUCAAUUUUUAAACGUCAAUGCUUAAAAUAAAAAUAACCUUUAAUAAUAUAAAUAGAAAAAAAAAUUUUUUCUUACUGUUUUUCAUAAAAAAUAAAAGAAUAAUAAUUACAAUAUAAACAUUGUAUUUUUUGUACAUUAAGUAAAUUUGAAAAACUUUGUAUAGACACAUACAUUCAAUUAAUUUGGGAAUUGUAUACACAUAUAUGCCUCUUUAAUUCUUAUUAGGGCUCUAUGAAUUAAUCAUUUAAAUUGAAGAAACUGUACGAACUUGUAAAAUGUGCGUCAUAAAUUGCGUAUAGACAUUUAUAAUGAGAUAUAUUUUGUAAGUCUUUGAAAUAGAGAUAAUUAUAAAUUUGAGUCUAAUUAAAUUUUAAAUGAUCUAUAUCGGUUUACACACUCUUUAAGACUAAGUAAUUAUUAAUGUAUUAUGGUGGAGUGGAGAUGCCAGUUUCUGUAUUGAAUUGGUCUUCCAGUUUAUUAAUUCUGAAUAGGAGAAAUGUUUU